Molecule: messenger RNA, 1813 nt
Organism: Staurois parvus
Lineage: Eukaryota; Metazoa; Chordata; Amphibia; Anura; Ranidae
Source: the annotation of a GenBank genome assembly
AGAACACUAUAACUAUGCAUCUUCCAAUAUAAGUGCCAGCCUGUCACUGAGUGUGAUGAAUCCUUCAUUACCAACUUCAUGCCAUGGUCUUCAAUCAUCCAACCCAGUCAUUUCCAUUAUUCCAUCAGCAAGCCAUUCAUCGGGAUAUGGAGGCAAUCUUGAGACUGAAACCUCGGGAUACUACUUAUCUCCAAAUGUAAGACCUAAUGGAGCACCAUUAGAGAGCCCUAGAAUUGAAAUCACUUCAUGUUUAGGGAUGCAUAGUAGCAAUAACCAGUUCUUUCAUGAAGGAGAUGUGGAAGAAUCGAUCCCUAAUGUUAAGCGAGCACAUUCAACUGCAACGCUGACCUUGCCAAAUGUUGACAACUAUCGAGAUCCAUCUUGCUUGAGUCCAGCAAGCAGUUUGUCUUCCAGAAGCUGCAAUUCUGAAGCUUCCUCUUUUGAAUCAAAUUACUCUUAUCCAUAUACUUCCCCUCAGACCUCUCCAUGGCAGUCACCGUGUGUCUCUCCCAAAACCACUGACCCAGAAGAAGGCUAUCAGAGAAGCAUGGUCACCUGUAAUUUGCUGAACUCUCCCAGGCAUUCCCCAUCCACUUCUCCCAGGACGAGUAUUUCAGAAGAAAAUUGGCUUGCAGCUCCAAACUCACGCCCAACAUCUCCAUGCAACAAAAGAAAAUACAGCAUUAAUGGCAGACAGACUUCUUACUCACCUCAUCACUCUCCAACUCCAUCUCCUCACAAUUCUCCCAGAGUUAGUGUCACUGAUGAGACCUGGUUGGGAAACACUCACCAGUAUACAAGUUCUGCAAUUGUGGCAGCAAUUAAUGCUCUCACCACUGACCCAAUAGACAUGAAUGAUGACAUUCCAUCUAAAGCCAGAAAAACAGACUACAGUAUACCUCUAAAAACAGAGCCCAUUUGUGAUGAACAUGGCACAAUGUCACCAUCUGCUGACUUGUCACCAGAAGACUAUUCCGGAUUCCAUCACAUCAGGAAAGGCAAUUACUGUGAUCAGUAUCUGUCAGUUCCACAGCAUUCUUAUCAAUGGGCCAAACCAAAGAACAUAUCCCCUACAUCCUAUUUGAGCCCCUCUCUGCCGGCCCUUGAUUGGCAUCUGCCAUCCCAGUCAGGACCUUAUGAACUGCGAAUUGAAGUGCAGCCCAAAUCUCAUCACAGAGCUCAUUAUGAGACGGAAGGAAGCCGAGGGGCGGUGAAAGCAUCUACGGGAGGCCAUCCCAUUGUGCAGCUACACGGGUAUUUAGAGAGCGAGCCACUCACCCUCCAGCUGUUCAUCGGCACGGCAGACGAUCGCCUGCUGCGACCUCAUGCAUUCUAUCAAGUCCAUCGGAUCACUGGCAAGACCGUUUCGACGACAAGCCAUGAGACCAUCAUCUCCAACACCAAAGUUUUGGAAAUCCCACUGCUGCCUGAGAACAAUAUGAAAGCUAUUAUUGACUGUGCAGGUAUACUGAAGCUGCGCAAUUCUGACAUUGAGUUGCGAAAAGGGGAAACUGACAUUGGAAGAAAGAACACUAGGGUGCGUCUGGUGUUCCGUGUUCACAUUCCACAACCCAACGGGAGAACGCUGACACUGCAAGUGGCAUCCAAUCCAAUUGAGUGCUCCCAGCGGUCUGCUCAGGAAUUGCCUUUGGUAGAAAAACAAAGUAUUGACAGCUUUCCAGUGAUUGGAGGGAAGAAAAUGGUUGUGAGUGGCCACAACUUCCAUCAAGAUUCCAAAGUCAUUUUUGUUGAAAAAGCUCCAGGUAGGUCGUUUUUAGUUUGUUAUCUGGCAAUAUAUUGUCCUAUAAUUUAG